Molecule: messenger RNA, 17202 nt
Organism: Eriocheir sinensis (Chinese mitten crab)
Lineage: Eukaryota; Metazoa; Arthropoda; Malacostraca; Decapoda; Varunidae
Gene: unc-13
Exons: 29
Coding region: 763-10773 (3336 amino acids)
Biological process (GO): presynaptic dense core vesicle exocytosis; neuromuscular junction development; synaptic vesicle maturation
Cellular component (GO): neuromuscular junction; terminal bouton; presynaptic membrane
Molecular function (GO): calmodulin binding; diacylglycerol binding; syntaxin-1 binding
Source: RefSeq, a predicted model, not a curated record
AUACACACACACACACACACACACACACACACGCACAGUAGAAGUGUGGCCCACCAGUCGCUCAACAGAAAACGAGAGUCUACUUCGACCGGCGUGCUUGGUUGCCACACACCACCAACUCCAGCUCCUCGGCCCUCUGACGGGGACGUGUCCAGGGCAUGUCCCCAGCCCUCCUCUGGGUCAUGGGCGUGGGGCAGGUGGCGUCUGGACGAGAGGGCGUCAGGGAGAUGAAUAUUGGGCGUGGGUAUAGAACAGCCUGAAGUAGGAGAGUAAAGGGGCGGGGACUGGUACCGGAAUUUUUCGUGAAGGGGGGACGGGGGGGGAGUGGGUGGCGUCGGGGGGUGGGAAGAGAGUGUUGGAGGCGGGAGGUGACGGGGGUGACUCCUGGUGGCCUGUCGGUGCUAAACUCGCUAGUCGGUGGCGCACGCUGCCCGUGGACUGGUGUGCGUGUGUGUCGCGCGACCUGCUGCCUGCUCCGGGGACUGGCCUUCCUCGCUAUCUCCUUCAAGGGCCACGUGUUAUUAUUGACGCCAGGGCGAUGUCAGGCCGGAGCUAGCGUGUGAACCAUUGAAACAGUAAUGACUUAGUUUACUGGCAGUCGCCAGUCUUCAAUAUGUAACUGUGUUGCGAGCCCACCGCCGGCCGGCCGCAACACAGGGUUCUGGUGUGCCUAUGGCAUGUGUGCCCCGGGGGCGGGUGCCGGCCCAGCCUGACCUGGGCUGCCCUGGGUCCUGUCCGCCGCAAUAAACUGACCCAGAGGAGAUGGACGGCCUGAAAGGCGUUAAGUCUGCUGCCCUGGGUGGGUCCGGGGCGGGGCUUGGGGCGGGCGUGGGCGCGGGGCCGGGGUCGUACCUGGCCAGCAUGGAGACUCUACUGGGAGACUACAUGGAGCGACUAGGGACGCGCCUCAACGUUCUGGAGACGGAGCUACGUUACGCCUGGCGCGCCCUCGACAUGCUGUCCCAAGAGUACGUCAAGAUGUGGGAGCGGCUGGAGAAGCUGGAAAUCCUUUUGUACGAGCAACAGGCCGUUAUCGCGCAGCUCCUUGAGUUCUAUACUGCCUUUGACCUUCAGGCUCUCCUGGCGGAGAAAGAGGACCCGGCGCUCCCCGUCGACCCCACCGCUGCUGCCGUAGCAGUUGCAGCCGCUGCCGCAGCUGGUACAGCCCCUGCCGCCACCGGUGCUCCGACCGACGACAACGCUGAGAAUCGCCUUCCAGACGAAGCGUUUUACCGAAGCCUGAACAAUGCACACCGCGACAACCUGUCACAGGUGCCCGAGGCUGCCGACCAGGAACUGGCAAGGAUAUGGAACUUGGACGACGUUGAGAAGGACACGGACGCUCUCGACCCUAGGAAGAAGGAAAAGGAACGCGAGAAGGAGAACGAAAAGGAUGAAGUGUACACGUCGGAUGAUUACAAAGACUAUCGCGGCGAGAGUACGUGCAUCAGCGAGCACGACCUGCAGGAACUGAGAAAAUUCACCACUCUAGACAAAGUGGCGCUCGGGAAGCUGAAGGAACUAGACGCUCUCAGCGCCAAGCUGCUUAAGGACUCACAGAACCUGCGCGACUUAAGGGAAAGAUUAAUUUCAUCGUCUCCCAAAUUGGCCUCACCUACCUCCACCUCCCCCAGACCUCCUCCUAAACCAGAGAUCGCGGCCAGCACUUCCGCAGCAGCCGCAGCCACCGCCACCGCCACCGCCACCCUCACCCAACAGGUGGACAACAAAAUGGCGGAGUCGGUUGUAGACGUCAAGCUUCGCCAAUUGUAUCUUGACUCAAACAUCGAGGACUGGAAUCUUGGCCCGCGGGUGAGCGAGUCCCAGCGCAGCCGCCCCAACUCCCAGCUCUCUACCGACAGCAACGCCACGGACUCUGAGAUCAUGGCGGCCCUCGGGCUGAAGUCAGUGAGCUCGGCGAUGGGCUCUCCCCGCCACAGCACUCAUGCCAAAGUGCCCUCACCUCUCACCCUAACGGAGCCCACCGCGGGCGCCGCCAAGGACGCCCUCGGGAUGACAGACUUCAGCAUGAUGGGUCGCAAGACUCCGGACCCUCUUGUGGCGGGUGACAAGCCCCUGGGCACCUCCUCUCCCACCUUCUUCCCGGCCACCAGUGACAAAAUGAGGUCCUCCUCGCCCUUCGGAACCUCUAGAACUCGGCAGGAUGGCUACAUUUGCUCCCCGCGCUCUGGCAGCCCCAAAGAUGCCACGCCACGAACCAAGAAGACCUCCCUCACCCCCACCGCCUUGGAGCCCGGAUCUGGCGGGAAAAGGCCCUCCACACCCUCCUUCGUGGCCAAGGACCUGGGUCACAGCCCCAGGGCUACACCUCGCCUCAUGAGCCCCAAAAGUCCCAAGAGUCCUAAGAGUCCCAAGUCUCCCAGGACGGUCAAGAGUCCCUCACCCAUCCGGUACUCCGAGCUGGGCAAGUACGACUCGGGCAUCUCCACCUUGAGCAGCAGCAUGAGCACUUCCUCGAGCAUCGAAAAGAGUCCCACAAGCCCUCGGCCCGUCCGACGAGCGUCGCCCUACAAAACUGACCGAACCGAGCGGCUGGAGGAUCUCUACCUGCCGUCCGCUUCCUCAGCCGCCAUGCUUAUCGCCGCCACAACGACGCCGGCCAGCUUCCCCUCCGCCUCGCUCUCCGUCUCCCUCAACGACCAGUUCCGGCUGGGCACGCUGGCCGGCCAAACGAAGGCGUUCACCGCAUCGCCCAUCCCGGAGGAGGUGGUGCAGCCCGCCACAACGAGUUCCUUUUUACACAUAUCAACGUCGAAGCCGGACAUUGUAAACACGGCGCUUUCUGCCGAAAAGGCUGACCCGCGACUCGCCUUUAUUAGUCCGGGCCUGCCAUCUUCCGGCGCGUCAGCCUCCGCCUCCGCCAACAUUCCCUCAGGCUAUCUUACCCUCAGCCCCCGCAAAGCCGGGACCAAGACUAGGAAAAGCAGCGGGAACUUCGAAGAAGACACCUUUAGCUCUUACAGCAUCUAUGCCCUCACGGCAGACCCCAUCACGCGGGCCAGUGCCAAGACCAAGGAAAUGCUCUUUGAGGACGUGUUGAUGAGCUCCUCAGCGCCGCCGCCGCCGCCCGCGCCCACCGCGAGUACCUACUCACACUACUAUAGCGGCUCACGCUCCAGCGUGGCCUCCUCCUCGCUGCUGACCAACACCUCGCUGUCCGACACUUACGCUUCCAAUCUCUCCAUUUCACCUGGCCUUGACCGGCCCUACCCGGGGAAGCCCCAGCAGCUGCAGCAGCAGCAGUAUCCGCCCUCGCCCUACAUCAACGAACCUAAGUACUCAGCCCCGGCCUACCUGAACGCGGCCGGGGAGCUCAAGUUUGUGGGUCAGCACACCCGGAGAUUCGACCACUUAUCUGAUCUUGAUUCUGGACGCUCCGAGAACCGCCACAGCUUCGGCGCCGACAGCUCAGAUUCUAUCUCCUCGUACUCGUCCUCCUCAAGCUUUUAUCCCUCAUCGGGGCCGGGAAGCAAGGACACCAUGAAGUAUAAGUACCAACCAUCCUACGGCCAACCACCGCCCUACUCAGCUGCCACCACCUCGUCCCACAUCGUCAGCAGGUACGUGCCCAUGGAGGAUGGUGGAAAGGGCACCGCCGGCUACAAGCAGAUGUACGGCUAUGACCCAUCGCAGCCCAUGUUGCGUGAUCUGCCAUACGAUUCACCUGACUCCUAUAUGAACACCUAUCCUCCUAAAGACCGGUACCGCCCUGUUUCCAGCGUGGUGGAGUCCCCCCUACUCAAGAGCGAGGAUUUGUCGGGCUCCUUGAGGGAUAUGGAAAACAUUCUGUCGUCGGCAGCGGCAACUGAAGGUGUCCCUCAAGGCACCUCGCCGACCCCCCGUUCUCGAAGCCGUUACGACCGCUACCACAGCUCGCGCCGCCACACGCAGGCUGUGCCCUCCUCACACACUGAUUAUUCACGGUCACAGCAGUGGACUGACGCCAAGACAGAAAGACAAAUUCACCUGGAACUCAAUCUUAAGGGGUACAGUCCCCAGAAUGCACAGGAACACCGGCAGCUAGUGCAAGACUCGCAACCCACCCAGACCUUCUACGAUAACAGCCACGUGCUGGUAUCCCAGGCCGGCUACAUCAGCAUCACGCAGGAAACAGUGCCAAUCAAGCCAUCGGUUCCAGUCCACGAAGAGCGCAAGAAGGUACGGCGUGGCGCCAGCGUCAAGUCCGCUCUAAACAGCAUGUCAAAGAUGAUUCCUAACAUCGAUCUGAUGGGAAAGAGGACUCGCUCUCACAGCCUCCCAUCGCGGCCACUCCACGAAGAAGAGCUCAAGCAGAAGGACUACCAGGUGACGACACUAGGGCGAAGGAAGGAAAAGAAACGCAGUUCCCUUAUGUCCACCAUGUCGGGUUUUCUACAGAAAACGCGACGGCGCGGCAGCAGCCUCUCCCUCAGGUCUCUUUCGGAUUCUGAACAGUCAGACAUGGAUAUCAGCCGCCCCAUCCCGCACCGAACCAUCUGGGAUGACGACAGCGACAACAGCAGCCUCCUGUCCGAGACGACCACCGCUGCUGCCGACGGCCUCUUUCCUACCAUGAGGCAAACUAAGAAAUACAGCUCCACCAGCAGCAGCAAAGAAAACUUGGCCCAGGUGGCCACCGCUACGGCGGGCACACCGGUGGAGUCACCGCCCAAGACGGAGGAACAAAUUUCAGACACCACCGAAGAUGUUUUGCAGGACGCCGAAAACUUAUUUCCAACCAUGGGGGAGCUGAAGCGGUCAGACAGCCGAGAGAAGGACGCGGACGCCAAGCAGCCUUCGGGAUCCUCCCGAGUGGGAGGAAGACGCGAGUUCGCUGUGUCACGCGCGCUCGGCAAAUACCGUCAGAGACACUCCUCCUCGGCCCACUCCGAUGACCAGAGCGGCUCCGAGGAAGCGACGCGCGCCAGCAGUAGCGGCUCUGACAGUGGCUCUCGUCCUCCCAGUAACCACCAAAUGCUGAGUCCACUGCCCCCAGGCGAGCUUCCGCCGCAGAUCUCAGACCGGCCUCCGGUGGGUCCAGGAGCCCCGCCGUCUGACAUUACAGUACCAGAGCCGUUCCCCACAGACGGUCUGGCCACCAAUGAAUUAAAGCAGGUCAACAACAACAUCAGUGACCUGACGCGCGAUACAACCCUGGAGCAGCAGCCAACCGGCGACCAACCCGCCCACCAGCUGCUCCAAGACGUGAACAUUCCACCGAACGUAAAUUUUCCCAUGAGCGGCCAGGAGACCCUUCCCGCUGGUGGUACUUGUCCCCCAGCACCGACCUAUAACGCCCCACACCUCCCUCGUGACGCCCCACCCUUUCCUGGCCAGGCUCAGCAACCCUUCUCCCAGAUUCCCCCAGAACCCACCCUCACCACCUCCAACACUGCCUUCAACUACUUCGAUCCCAACUUCCCCAUCAUCUCUGGCUUCCUUCAGUCAAAAAACGGGGAAGCGCCCGCCCCUAGCUUCAGCAAGAUCGGGGCGGCGGGGGCGUCCCCGGAGCUGGGUUCAACCCCCGCCGCCGCCGCCGCCGCUCUCCUGCAGCAGCCACUUGUUAACAAGAACAUUGACAUCAGCGUGUCAGGCGAGGCGGGCGACAGCGACACGUCUGUGAGCGAGUCUCUCGGUCUCGAAGGGACGCCAUCUCGCGGCCGAGAACACACCCGCCGCUCACCGCCCGAGGCUAGCAAGGACUACCGCCUCGUCCUGCCGGGCACGAGGCCACACUCAGAGGAGGAUGACAACCGCUCCGUGCGAAGCUUCCGCAUGUCCCGUGGCUCCUCCCGGAGGCAGAGCACCGAGGACUCUAUUGACUCUGACGACGAGUGGUACCGAUACGAGCUGCGGAAACUGGAGCUGAUGGAGGCUGACCAGUGGCGGGAGCCCGAGCUGGAGGAGUGUUACCCCGUCACCCCAGACGACCGCGUCCGCCGCUUCAUGAACGUCGUACUGUGCGAACUGCAGGGCAAAGUCUCCGAGGCAAGUGAGCACGUGCCGGGCUCUGAGCCGGCUCCCGCCUUCUCCGCAGCUGUUGCUCCCUCCGUCGGAGCGGCGCCUCCCACAGAAGCAGCAGCAGCAGCAGCAGCAGCGGCUUUCCCCAGCGCCGCCGCCAAAGGCUCUGAAGAUAUCGGCGUCACUGUAUAUCAAGGCGAUGAACGUCGGGACUCCCAGCAAGACGCCGCUGCCAAGGCUCGACGGACGCCACCGGUCAUGCGGCCACGCAUUGACUCUGACGACGGUUCUUCCGGAGAGACUUCAGGACCAGACUCACCUGGGGAGGACCUGGACGAAGACGAGGACGAUGACUUGGGUGCAGUAGCGAAGGAAACAUCACCCGUCGAGGAGCCGCAAGCUCCUCAGAAACCUCGCCGGUCCUUGCCCGUGCCCCCGGUAGAUUUGCCUCAGGCCAUUGUGGCGGAGGCGCCGCAGCAAGUCUUCGUCGCCCCAGAAGUGUCUCCCUGCGGCCAGAAGUCUCCAAGGGAACCCCUGCGCCUCACAGAUGAUCUCGCGCGCGACUCCGACUUGGGUCCGGUCGGUGACACGCUGUCCGAGGUGCCCAUCGAACCCUUCGAGGUGCGGCAGGAGCUACCGCCCGAGCCCCCGCCCGAGGUGCCCAAGCCCGUCCCGGAGAUAUUACACGCUCCUAAAGCCCUGAGCCCUGUGCCCGAGGACGAGCCCGUCCCGGAAAAGGAUGCGGAGGGGGAGGAAAACAAAGCUAAGGAAGCGGGAGGGGAGGGGGGAGCCACCGCCGAGGGUGGAGCCCAGGCCACAGUGGGGAAGGUCAAGCCUCCACUGCGGGGAGCAGGCAGCAAGUGGAAACUGGUCAAAGCACUCAAAGAGAAGAAGGAAGAGCAGAAGGCGGAGAAGACGGCCGAAGAUUCCGAGAAUGACCGCGGUGGCAUGGACGGGGUUGUCACCAAGCUCAUGGUGAUCCUUGCAAGGCCUGGAGACAACCCCUUCUACAGCAACAUUGACAGCAUGCCGGACAUCAGGCCUCGCAGGAAGUCAAUCCCGCUUGUCUCGGAGCUGACGAUGGCAGCGACGAAGAGGAACGCCGGGUUGACGUCUGCUGUUCCUAGAGCUUCCUUGAACGACGAGGAGCUGAAGAUGCACGUAUACAAGAAGACGCUGCAGGCCCUCAUCUACCCCAUCUCGUCCACUACCCCGCACAACUUCCUCAUGUGGACCGCCACCUCGCCCACCUACUGCUACGAGUGCGAGGGUCUCCUGUGGGGCAUCGCGAGGCAGGGCGUUCGCUGUGUGGAGUGCGGAGUAAAGUGCCACGAGAAGUGUAAAGAUUUGCUCAACGCGGAUUGUUUGCAACGAGCGGCCGAAAAGAGCAGCAAACACGGAGCCGAAGACAAAACCAACAACAUUAUCGCGGCCAUGAAGGAGAGGAUGAAGAAGAGAGAACUGGAGACGCCCGAGAUAUUUGAGCUGAUCAGGAUGACUUUCAAGGUGGAUCCAGAUACACAUAUAGAUUCCCUUGAGAAAGCCGAGGAUAACGUGUUAGAAGGGACCUCCCAUUGGUCCUGCAAGAUAGCGACGACAGUUAUCUGCGCCCAGGGCCUCAUCGCCAAGGACAAGAGCGGCACCUCUGACCCCUACGUGACCGUGCAGGUGGGCAAGGUCAAGAAGAGGACCCACACAGUGCCUCAAGAGCUCAACCCUGUGUGGAACGAGAAAUUCUACUUUGAGUGCCACAACUCCAGCGACCGCAUCAAGGUGAGAGUUUGGGACGAGGACAACGACAUCAAGUCCAAGCUAAGGCAGAAGCUGACCCGCGAGAGUGAUGACUUCCUCGGCCAGACCAUCAUUGAGGUGCGAACGCUGUCAGGCGAGAUGGAUGUGUGGUAUAACCUUGAGAAACGCACAGACAAGUCCGCUGUGUCAGGUGCCAUUCGCCUCCACAUCUCAGUAGAAAUCAAGGGUGAGGAGAAGGUGGCACCCUACCAUGUCCAGUACACCUGCCUGCACGAGAACCUCUUCCACUACCUGUGUGAGGUGGAGGGUGGUGCCGUCAAGCUCCCGCAGGCCAAGGGGGAUGACGCGUGGAAGGUCUACUUUGACGACCAUGCGCAAGAAAUUGUGGAUGAGUUUGCCAUGCGAUAUGGGAUUGAAAGCAUCUACCAGGCUAUGACACACUUCCAUUGCCUGUCCACCAAGUACCUGUGUCCUGGGGUUCCUGCUGUCAUGUCCACCCUCCUUGCCAACAUCAACGCCUUCUACGCCCACACCACCGCCUCCUCCGCUGUCUCUGCCUCGGACAGAUUUGCGGCGUCCAACUUUGGCAAAGAAAAGUUUGUGAAGCUGCUGGACCAGCUACACAACUCCCUCAGGAUAGACUUGUCCAUGUAUCGCAACAACUUCCCCGCUAGCUCCAACGAGAAGCUGCAAGACCUCAAGUCCACCGUGGACCUGCUCACCUCCAUCACCUUCUUCAGGAUGAAAGUGCAAGAGCUGUCCUCGCCGCCCAGAGCCAGUGUGGUGGUCAAGGACUGUGCCAUUGCCUGCCUCCGCUCCACCUACCAGUUCCUCUUUGAAAACUGUUAUGAGCUUUACAACCGAGAGUUUCAGGUGGAUCCCUCGGAGAAGAAGGAGGGCGGGGAGCAGGGGCCGCGCCUGGAGAGUGUUGACUUCUGGCACAAGCUCAUUGCCCUCAUCGUCUCCGUCAUCGAGGAGGACAAGAACAGCUAUGCCCCCGUCCUCAACCAGUUCCCACAGGAGUUCAACAUUGGCCAGCUGUCAGCGUCGACGAUGUGGAGCAUGUUUGCCGUGGACAUUAAGUAUGCGCUGGAGGAGCAUGAGCAGCACCGCCUGUGUAAGAGCAGCGAGUACAUGAACCUACACUUCAAGGUGAAGUGGCUGUACAAUAACUACGUAAAGGACGUGCCUCCCUACAAAGACCAAGUGCCUGAAUACCCUGCGUGGUUUGAGCCGUUUGUGAUGCAGUGGCUGAACGAGAACGACGAUGUGUCACUUGAGUACCUCAACGGUGCCUUCCAGAGAGACAAGAAGGAUGAGUUCCCACCGAGCUCAGAAAACUCGCUCUUCUCCAACUCUGUGGUGGAUGUGUUUACCCAGUUGACCCAGUGCUUCGGGGUGGUGUCCAAGCUGGAGUGUCCCGACCCAGAGAUUUGGAAGAGGUUCAUGAAGAGGUUUGCCAAGACCAUAGUGAAGGUGCUUCUGGCCUAUGCCGACAUCUGCAAGAAGGAAUUCCCCAACUAUGUAGAUGAUGAGAAGAAGGCGUGCAUCCUCAUGAACAACAUCCAGCAGCUUCGUGUACAGCUGGAGAAAAUGUAUGAGAAGAUGGGCGGUGAGAAGCUGGAGGAGGACGUGGCCACCAUCCUCAAUGAGCUGCAGGGAUCCCUCAACACCGUGCUGGACGAACUGGCCCACAAGUUCGCCAAGAGCCUGGAGGAUCGCAUAGCCGUCAAGGUGAAGGAGAUGGGCGAUAAAUUAGCAGCGGUCAAGUCUACGGGUCAGGUGCAACCGUCGCAGAGGAACAACGUCUCCAUAGAGGCAGACGAUGUGCUGGCGCCUCUGAUGGACCUGCUGGAAGACUCGCUCUCACUCUACGCCCACUCUUGUGAGAAGACUGUGCUCAAGCGCCUCCUGAAGGAACUGUGGAAGAUCGUCAUGACCACCAUGGAGAAAACUGUUGUCCUGCCACCCAUGACGGACAAGGCCAUGAUGCUCAAGAACCUGACGGACAAUGCCAAGAAUCUCGCUGCAAAUGCCAAGAUUGAGGACAUGUCUCGCCUCAUCAAGAGUCAGCUGGCGGGCGGCAAGGACGUCAAGAAUGCGGUGUCCAAUAUUAUGGACAUCUCCAAGGACUUCGAGAGGAACCUGACCCCCAAACAGUGUGCCGUGCUGGAGGCUGCCCUGGACACCAUCAAGCAGUACUUCCAUGCCAACGGCAGUGGUCUGAAGAAGAACUUCCUUGACAAGUCACCUGAGCUCAAGUCCCUCAACUAUGCGCUGUCCCUAUACACGCAGACCACGGACACACUCAUCAAGACCUUCUGCUCCACCCAGACCAACCAAGUUCCUGCAAACGACAGUAAGUUUCCUGGUAAGAGCAAGAAAAAGAGAAGGGAACAAGUGUCAACAGAGGAGGAGGAGGGUGACGAGGAGCCGGAGGCGGAGGACGAUACCGAUGACCCAGUUAAGGCUAAGAAAAUCCGAAAGAAACUGAGUAUGAGCGAUAAGCGAGGCUCCACAGAGGAGGGCACUGUUGGGGAGAUCAGCAUCCAGGUGGACCUCUACACCCACCCAGGCACCGGUGAACAGCGCAUCAAUGUCAAAGUGGUGGCGGCUAAUGACCUUCGGUGGCCAACUACGGCUGGCGGCAUGUUCAGGCCCUUCGUGGAGGUCAAUCUUAUUGGCCCUCAUCUGGCUGACAAGAAGAGAAAGUUUGCCACCAAGUCUAAAUCCAACAGCUUGUCGCCCAAAUACAAUGAGAGCGUUCAGUUCCUGAUUGGAAGUGAGGAGGGUCCUGAGAGCUUUGAGCUGCACAUCUGCGUGAAGGACUACUGCUUCGCCAGGGACGACCGCCUGGUGGGGGUGGCGGUGCUUCAGCUGAGAGAUAUUGUGGACCAGGGUUCAUGUGCAACGUGGCUCUUCCUCGGCAAGCGUUGCCACAUGGAUGAGACCGGCUGGACGGUGCUGAGGAUCCUAAGUCAGCGCACCAACGACGAAGUGGCCAAGGAGUUUGUGAAGCUCAAGUCAGAAGUGCGCGGGGAACCACCCAUCACACAGUAAAGCCAUGGCCAAGUCUCUGCUGGAGGAUGACAGUCUCGUGUGACACCCGGUAAAGGCAGAUGACAUCACAAUCCUGAGGUUCCUCCACCGCUGGCAAUGAUGGGAGAGAUAUUUCCAGUUUCAAGUGAAUUCUCCACGAGGGGCUGAGUGAACCCCAUGACCCUCAGACAUGGCUGGAGGCCCCACAGUAUCAGGGAGAAGGACUGGGGCCCUCCCAGUGACCACCCCUGCGGGAUCACAAACGUCCAAGAAAACCUGACCCGAGUAAGGCCGUGCAUGGCCACCGUUGACCUGGAAAAAUGUAAGCACAAAUAUUUCAGUUAAUUAGAACAAUUACUAACACUACUAAAUUUGGGGGAGUAGUUUGAUGUGUUCUGUAGUGGAUUUGAAUUACUAACAGCAAAAAGUAGUACAGUAGAGGGUCAUGUGGAGUAAUGACACUGGGAACGACCCAGUCACGAAGUGGCUGUCAAGGAAAAUCCUCAAAAGAGUUGUCAUCGUUGAAAUUGAUCCAGUGCAGCCAUGCAAGGCUUGAAAAGGGAACGUCUGUGAUACAGUAUUGUGCAUGAUACCCUGGACCUCACAUGUGGGCCGCCACGAAGGUCAUAGUCAAUAAGUGCAGAGCUACAAAAUAUUAAUCCAUACUGUGUGUUCUCAUUUCAGUGGAAUACAAGUCCUCUGCUCUUCCAGAAACCUUGUUUUAAAGUUUGUAAAAUAGUAUUUUGAAUUAUUUGACAAUGGUGGUGUUCAUUCUGUAUCAUACAAUGCUGGUAAGAUGUACAACACACACGCCAGUCCCUCUAACAUGUCGCACUGGAGGGAGAAGCGGCCCGUAGCUUGUGGUUUCAACUUGGCGCGUGUCGUGUCACUGUCCCAUUUUCUGUGGUGGUGUGAAAGAAAGUGACUGAACCUGAAGAUCAGUUCCCAUUUGCUGUUAAGUGGUCAUAGUGUGAGUCUGCUGUUUUGUGCUGCAUUACUCCUUACUUCUCUCUGAGUGAGAAAAUAAUGGACAUUUGAAUUCAUCACGUGGUUUAAGUUGUGAGCACAAACUAUUAUUUUUCUAUGUGAUUUUGGCACAUAUUACCAAAAGGUGCACAUUCAUAUUUCGCCUUGACCUCAGAUUCAGAUUCAACAAGCGUUCCAUUGUACAUAUCAUUUUACCAUUAGGUUAGUCCUUGUCUGUAAUUAUGGACAAUUGGGUGAUUGUUACGCGUUUUCCUAACUUUGACUGAUUCUGGCCAGCUGCAUCGGACUUGGGAGAGUUAGUUGCUAUAAUCUGUGACGUUGAUUGUUCCAUUAGUCAGUUAGUGGUGCAUUUAUUUGUCCCGAGGGGGGUCAGGGGGGGCAGGACCCAGGAGUGCAGGGGUGGGUCACUUACCUGCCCACAGGUAAUGGGUCAGGUCACCAGGUCACCUUCUCCAGCCUCCCUGUGACCUCCUGCAGGGCAUUUGUUUGUUGCUAGUUGGUGUCCUAACCAGUGUGUGCAUUUGUACCGCGUGUGUGGGUGUGCGUGUGUUGUUUCACCUGGACUAUCAUCAGCAUGUUCUCCUAGCCAACAGGCACAUAUUGUACCUGUUAAUAUGUACACUAAGUAAUUGGCACGAUGACGCCUCCCUGAGGGGCGAGUAAGAGGGGACCACAGGCGGCUCACCAGUGGCGGCGCGUCACAACUCAGCGUAGUUAACCACAGAGUUGGAUUUUUAGUUGACCGCAUCAGGUAUGGAAGGACGAAACCAAAUAAUAACAAAAACAACAAAAAAAAAAACAUUAAUGAGCAAUUUUGGUACACAGAAAAUCAUUGGAAGUGGGAGGAGAAAAACUUAAGUGUCAGACAUAUCUUGCUUUUCUGUUUGUUGGGCAUUCAGUGUUGAUAUUACUAAUUGUUUUUGUGUGUAAGUGGGUCGGGUAGAGUAAUUUUCUAUCACAGUUGUUAUCUAUGAUUAAUAAGAGUUACCUAGUGGGAGGAUUAACUCGUCACCAGCGGCUCAUAUCCGUAGUCAAUAGGAAUCAGGUUAAACAUAGUGCAAAGUGGUGGAUUUAUGAAUUGACUCGACUAACAACAUGAUACUUGUUGCAACACAUUAGAACUUAUAUAUAUAUUUUAAAAGUAGUAAAGGAAAAGCAAAGUUUUGGGGGAGUAUUGAUGUCAAAUGCAGUUCUCAUGGAAAGUGAUACUGUUUGAGAAUGUUUGAUUGGGUUAGAAAAUGUUUGCCAAUUCAUGCUCACCAUUCCAGUUUGUCUUUUUAUCAAGAAAAAAACUCCUCACAAAACUUGAGCUGAGAUAUGUAAAUUGAGCUGAGCUACAUAAACUAAGGUGAAAUAUAUAAAUUGAGGUGAGAUAUAUAAACUGAGCUGAAAUAUAAAACAAGCUAAGAUAUGUAAUUUUGAGUUAAGAAUUCAGCUGAAAUAUGAAUUUUGAGUUGUGAUACAAAAAAUAAUUGUGGUCAAACUAAAGAUGAAUGAUGAGCAUGCUGUAUUUUUAACAAUAACUCAUAUUCAUACUGCAUCCUAAUUUACCAGAGGUGCUUUGUUCCUAAUAUGAUUAGUCUAGAUGGAAUGGAGUUAUGGAUUGGCAAACAUUACGUAUUGUUCUGCUCGGUAUUCCUCUGUCUAUAAUUGAGUCAUGGCCAUGUCUCCCUCCAAAUAUCAAGCAGAAUGCACAAUUUCCCUUUUGUGUCUUGACAGUUGCUUAUUGACCAUUGCAUGAAACACCAUAAUGAAGAUAUUUAUUAAAAAUUAAAAGGCAGGGCAAAAUGUACAUGGAAUUCUUGAUAUCAGGAGGCAUGUAUCUGACUCAAGCAUGAAAUAACAUAAUUCAGAGUCCACUUUCAUCGCUUGAAAUCAGGAAGCAAUAGUCUGAUUUGCUUGAGGUUUGGAGAGAGAAUGGAUCAUGUCACUCAGAGCAGAGGAAGGGAAAGCGAAUGUGCAAGAAGCUGUCUGUAGCAUUAAUAUGAGGGGCCAAAGAGUGUGGAAAAGAAACAGCAAAAUUUGUUUGUAUUAAAUUGUUACAAGAAUCACAUAAUUAAGCUGGUACAUCAACAUGACAAGUGAAUGUAAAUGAUUGCAACUUGUAUAUACCUAGUUAUUGGUAAAUUUGAGGAAACGUGACCGAUCAUGAAUAAUGAAAAAUAGAUAAAAAUGUCAAUUGAGAGGACUACUACUAUUACUAGGGAGGUCAGUAUAUUAUAUCUCUUUGGUACAAAAAUUAGUUUAGGCUUGUUUUCGUUGAGGCAGUGAUAACAGGACAGAGGUCUUGGAUUGAGAAGAAAAUGGACCAAGGAAAAAAUAAUGAAGUUUUCUUGAAAUAAAUCAGUAAUGAAGUUUGCCUGGAGUGUCAAAGGACUAAGUGAGGUCUUGAUCAUGAUAGUGACAUUGAGGCAAGAAAAGAAAUGAAUAACGAGAGGAAAGACGAACAGAUGCCACUUCUUAACGAAACAGAGGAAGCUUAUCAUGACAUCUGAUGAACUACAAAAAAGCAUAUAAACCUGAAGGAGUAAAUAAAUAUGUAAAGAGUAAAUAUGUAUAAAAAAAAGGGAUCAAGGAUGUAACCUAACUCUUCUUCCAUUUGUGUGUACAUAGUUGUCUUAUAACCCACUGAGGGGAGAGGAAAGGAAGUAUUCAAAGGACUACUACUACUACUACUACUACUACUACUACUACUACUACUACUACUACUACUACUACUAUUAUCUCCUAUGCCCAUUCUACUAACUGUACUUACACAACUCUAUAUUCAUUAGUACUACCACUCCUAUGCCUACAGCUUCACUAACUAUACUAUACUACUACUACUACUACUACUACUACCACCACUACUUCCACUCUACUACUGCUACUACUUCUCUUCUACAUUUAUUUUUCUCUUUAAGCAUAAAUCUACCACUAAUUUUCAUUUUUACUACUAUUUCUACUGCUACUACUACUACUACUACUACUACUACUACUACUACUACUACUACUACUAUUACUACUGCUACCACCAGUCCAGUAGUCGGUUUCCUCCCCCACGUCUCGGGAACACGCUUGGGACACAGGCCGUGAUUAAGUUUCCGCCGCUCCGGUCUUGUCUCGUCCCUAUGUCCCUUCCCCUGAGUUCAUUUUUUUGUAAUUGUCACCCCUCCUUGCCUUCCUUCCUAUAUACUGUCGAAGAAAACGUGCAAGUGAUUGUGCCUCAUCAGCUCGUCCGCUUCUAUAUAUAUACGUACGGAUGUCCCAAACGCGUCUCCUUCCUUAUCCUCAUCCCUCUCCAUCCCUCUCCGCCUCUCCUCCACGCUCCUGAAUAUAAAACGUAAAAAACGGAUCACCAUAAAGUUACGUACUCAAGGUCUUGUUUCGUGUUGGCAUGCUGUUUCCACCUCCAUAAGACGCGGCGUUGAAAGAGCAAGGUGUUCGAGCCCUUAUAAAGUAGUGAGAGACUUGUAUAAGGGUAUUUGAUUCUCUUGCCUAUCAGCGUUGGUCUUUAAAAAAAUUAUAAGCUCUAGGAUUUUCAUCAUAACACCUAACUAAGCUAUACUUAUACUGCAGCAUACGUGGUGUGUCGGUCACUAGAGAUGUGUGUGUGUGUAAAGUAUAAACUAAAAAAUAAAUACUAACGCUACUAUACAUAAUAUAUCACGAGACACUCUAUCAGGAACUUUUUUUCGUGACAUCUCAGUUCAAAGCUUCUUGAGUCAUUCCACUCAUCUUGCUGUACAUAAUGUCAUUUUUCAUCGUGUGUGCGGUAUGAACAUAGACCAUUACCUACUUGUUUAAUCUGCCUUUCCCAGCACCUCUCUGCUUUUCUCCUUCGCCUCUCGCUCCGUAUAAAUAGUAUAUAUAAUCCGUCUGUAUCGGUCAGAUCGUUUAUUUUUCUUUGGUGAUCGUAUAUUCUCAGACUCGCCUCAACACUGUCUUGCUUAUCUACGUAACCAGCUCACCCCCACACCACGUCCCGCUCUUUCUUCCUUCCCCGGCAAGUGUACGAGUAGUAGCACCUUUUCGCCCCCUUUCCAAAGUCUCGCCCCGCUCUGUCCUCGCCCCACGCCCCGCCCCGGCUAGUUGGUGGGUAAAUGGCUUAAGUUGAGGAGGAUGGCGGUCUUGUCCCUAGCCUCCGCCCUCCAUACACACACACACACACACACACACACACACAACACAACACAACAUAACAAAACACACACAGAUAGAUUGCUAGAUAUGUAGAUAGAUAAGUUUACUGAUCACACACACACACACACGCACACACACUGUACCACACCGCACCACACUCAGAUAUUUUUGACAACUUGUGUGCCUUUCAGUAUCAUACUAGACCUCACAGCGUCGGGUCAGCACCGCUUUUAGUUGAAUCACCGGAGACACACGCCAAGGCCAAGGCGAAGGGGAGUGUGGGACAGGAAAAUAACAGAUAAAAAUAAAAAGGUCACUGAACAAGGCAGGCUAUAAAUAUAACAAAUGACCCUCGCUACUUCAAAUCUCUGGUCAGACCAAUAAAAUUUUAAGUAACUGAAAGACCAGAUGUAACCCCAAGUCCUUCUUUCCCUAAUGGUUUGUGUUUUUCAAUUGCUAUUCCGUGGCAGCAGUGCAAGGGUAAACAAUUAUAUUCUUAUUUUCAUGUCCUUGAGGUGGGAGUAAAGACAAGUGGAUUUUAAUGGUUGCUGCUUCGAGUGUGUGUGUGCUCUCGUGAGAUUUCCCUGAUGAACUAUAUUAUUCUCUCAAUAUUUACCUGUCUAUCUCAAUCUAUCUAUCUGUAUCUGUCCAUCUAUCUAAUCUCUCCUGUAUGAAACACUCCACUGCGUCUGUCGGUCAGCUACAUGAAGGGGGCAUCACAGACUUGCAUGUUCAGAUUACUUAAGCAAGAGCAACAAUACAAUAACAACUCUACCAAUAAUAAUCUUAACUAAGCCUUGAGUGUAAGUACGUAUAAUCCCGCUUCCUCUUCGUCUUAUCUGCUGGUGGGUUCUCUCACCUGCACCGCUUGCCCAGGUGUCUUUCCCCCUCACUGGCACCGCGGCUACGAAAGAAAUACCAAAAAAUAAACCAACCAGACACACCGUUCUUCAGUUCGACUUCUCUGACUUCGUAUCAUCACCACAAUGUAGAAAUGCUGUCCUCUCAAGAUUCUCGUCAGAUUUUUCUUGUUAAUGUAUGUACGUAUGUGUGUGUGGGACUGAAGGCGUAAAAACUAUAAAAAAUAAUACCAAAAUGGGUUCAGUUUUUGUGUGUCAUUUCCGUGCGUGAGUUGUCGGCUGCCCCGCCACGCUUCGUUUUCUUUUCGACAACAAAGAUGUGUGUCGGCUGCUCCUCGCCCUCUCGUCUUCACAGCCCGUGGUGAAUGGUUACUGGCAUUUAUAUUAUUAUUAUAUCAUAUUAAUUCCCAAGUGACUCGUAGUGAUGUAGUGGGUUUUGUUAAUAUUAUUCCUCUCUGAAAAUAAAGACCCUUUGAAUAUA